AAAUGCACCUCUCUCUCUCAUGAAUGCCUUUGGCUAUGCAUUUCACUCUUAAUCGCUUUGCUGCUCUCUCUCUCUCUGCAUUUCAUUCUUGUUCUUUCCUUCUCUCUCUCUUCACCAUUUGCAUUUCGUUGUGCAUAUCACACAAUCUCUUUUCUGUUUCCCUCUUACCUCAUCAACUUAUUUCCUUGUGCACAGUUGCGGAGAUCUCUCCACAGAUACAGAGCAAGAAACAGAGAAAGAUGAGCACUGUGUCUGCCAUGCCCGAAGCAUUUGAGAAGUACACUGAUUACCUCAACCAAUUGAAUGAGAAACGGGAGAGGGUAGUGAAGGCAAGCCGCGAUGUGACAAUGAACAGCAAAAAAGUAAUAUUUCAAGUUCAUAGAAUAAGUAAACAUAACAAGGAUGAAGUUUUGGAGAAAGCAGCAAAAGAUCUUGAGGCUGUGACUGAUGAAUACAUGUUACGAUUAGUAAGAGAAUUGCACGGGAGUGAUUUUUGGAAGCUUAGAAGAGCUUACUCUCCUGCGGUCCAGGAGUAUGUUGAAGCUGCAACACUAUGCGAGUUCUGUAAGACUGGGAACCUCUUGAAACUUGCUGAAAUCAAUAGGAGUUUGCUAAGGCUUAGUGAUCCAUCUCUUGAACCGUUGCAAAUAAAUAUCCUUGAUUAUCUUCUUGGGGUUGGGGACUUGACAGGGGAGCUUAUGAGGUUAGCCAUCGGCCGAAUAUCGGAUGGUGAGCUUGCAUACGCAGAGAGAAUAUGUACAUUUGUCCGUGAUAUAUACAGGAAGCUAACUCUUGUAGCCCCUCUUAUGGAUGACAACUCUGAGAUGAAGAAGAAAAUGGAAACAAUGCUUCAAAGUGUUAUGAAGAUAGAAAAUGCAUGCUUCAGUGUUCACGUUAGAGGUUCAGAAUUCAUACCAAUACUUGGAUCAAGUGAUCCAAAUUUCUCCUUCUUGGGGGUCUCAGACAUGGACUUGUGAUCAAACACAGCUUUGCAGGAAUAGUGAGCAAAGAAACAGAUUUUGGCUGAGGGUGAUGGAUUGGCUUUGGGUGUUAACGCAAAUGGUUUCUACUAGGAAAUUUAUUUCUUUAUAGGGGGGAAAUUUUAAGUCGUUGUACUUGUAUAUCACUUAAAUGGAUGAGUUAUUUUCCCGUUUAUGCUCAUAAAUGAAUUAACUAGGAAAGCAGCAUCCAUUUGCUAUGUAAUAUUGUGCAAUGAAUUUACAUUUGUGCAGAAAAAAAACAUGUAAAGGUUGUGUUUUUGCUGCAAGUUAAAAAAACAAGGAGUUGCUCUAUACCUUAAAUGUAAUUCCAACACUAGAAAUGCAGCAAAUUGACCUUGAUAGUCAUGAAUCUAGUUAAA
Molecule: messenger RNA, 1360 nt
Organism: Amborella trichopoda
Lineage: Eukaryota; Viridiplantae; Streptophyta; Magnoliopsida; Amborellales; Amborellaceae
Product: Translin family protein
Molecular function (GO): sequence-specific DNA binding
Source: RefSeq, a predicted model, not a curated record